AAAAUGAAGAUUUCCUUGCUCUGUAUUUUUCUAAUUUUAUGUAGUGCCUCAGCCUGGGCUAAAGAUAAACAUUAUUACAUUGGAAUUAUUGAAACAACUUGGGACUAUGCCUCUGACCAUGGGGAAAAGAAACUUAUUUCAGUUGACACGGAACAUUCCAAUAUCUAUCUUCAAAAUGGCCCCAAUAGAAUUGGAAAAGUCUACAAGAAGGCCCUGUAUCUUCAGUACACAAAUGAAACCUUUAGGACGAUUAUAGAGAAACCUGUCUGGCUGGGGUUUUUAGGCCCUAUUAUCAAAGCUGAAACUGGAGAUACAGUUUAUGUACAUCUAAAAAACUUUGCCUCUAGGCCUUAUACUUUUCAUGCACAUGGAAUGACUUACUAUAAGGAACAUGAGGGGGCCAUGUACCCUGAUAACACCACAGGUUUUCAAAAAGCAGACGACAAAGUGCAGCCAGGUGAACAGUGUAUGUACAUAUUGCAUGCCAAUCCAGAACAAGGUCCUGGUGAGGAAGACAGCAAUUGUGUGACCAGGAUUUACCAUUCCCACAUUGAUGCUCCAAGAGAUAUCGCCACAGGACUCAUUGGACCUUUAAUACACUGUAAAAAAGAUUCUCUGGAUAAAGAAGAAGAAAAAAAUAUUGACAAAGAAUUUGUGGUGAUGUUUUCUGUUGUGGAUGAAAAUCUCAGCUGGUACCUAGAAGACAACAUUAAGACCUACUGUUCUGAACCAGAGAAGGUUGACAAAGACAAUGAAGACUUCCAGGAGAGUAACAGAAUGUAUUCUGUGAAUGGAUAUGCUUUUGGAAGUCUCCCAGGACUCUCCAUGUGUGCUGAGGACAGAGUAAAAUGGUAUCUCUUUGGUAUGGGUAAUGAAGUUGAUGUGCAUGCAGCUUUCUUCCACGGGCAAGCAUUGACUAAUAAGAACUACCGUGUUGAUACAAUCAAUCUCUUUCCUGCUACCCUCUUUGAUGCUUUUAUGGUGGCCCAGAACCCUGGAGAAUGGAUGCUUAGCUGUCAGAAUCUAAACCAUCUGAAAGCUGGUUUGCAGGCCUUUUUCUGGGUACAAGACUGUAAGAAGCCUUCAUCUGAGAACGAUAUCCGUGGCAAACAUGUUAGACACUACUACAUUGCUGCUGAGGAAAUCAUCUGGAACUAUGCACCCUCCGGCAUAGACACCUUCACCAAAGAAAACUUAACAGCACCUGGAAGUGAUUCAGAGGUAUUUUUUGAACAUGGUUCUACAAGAAUUGGAGGCUCAUAUAAAAAGCUGGUUUAUCGUGAGUACACAGAUGCCUCCUUUACAAAUCGAAAGGAGAGAGGCCCUGAAGAGGAACAUCUUGGCAUCCUGGGUCCUGUCAUUUCGGCAGAGGUGGGAGACACCAUCAGAGUCACCUUCCAUAACAAAGGAACAUAUCCCCUCAGUAUUGAACCGAUUGGGGUGAGCGUCGAUAAAAGCAAUGAGGGCACGUACUACAGCCCAAGCAGAAAUGCGACUCCUCCUUCAGCCUCCCAUGUGGUACCCAAAGGAACAUUCACCUAUGAAUGGACUGUUCCCAAAGAAGUAGGACCCACUUACAAAGAUCCUAUCUGUCUAGCUAAGAUGUAUUAUUCUGCUGUGGAUCCCACCAAAGAUAUAUUUACUGGGCUUAUCGGGCCAAUGAAAAUAUGCAGGAAAGGAAGUUUACUUGCAAAUGGGAGACUGAAGGAUGUAGACAAGGAGUUCUAUUUGUUUCCUACAGUGUUUGAUGAGAAUGAGAGUUUACUCCUGGAUGAUAAUAUUAAAAUGUUUACAACAGCACCUGAUCAGGUGGAUAAGGAAAAUGAAGACUUUCAGGAAUCUAAUAAGAUGCACUCCAUGAAUGGAUUCAUGUACGGGAAUCAGCCUGGUCUCCAUAUGUGCCAAGGAGAUUCAGUUGUGUGGUAUCUAUUCAGCGCUGGAAAUGAGGUUGAUGUACACGGGAUAUACUUUUCAGGAAACACUUAUCUGUCAAGAGGAGAAAGGAGAGACACAGCAAACCUCUUCCCUCAUACAAGUCUGAGGCUCUUCAUGCAGCCUGACACUGAAGGGACUUUUGAUGUUGAGUGCCUCACAACUGAUCACUACACAGGUGGCAUGAAACAAAAAUACACUGUGAACCGGUGCAGUCAGCCAUCUGAGGAUUCAUCCCUCUACCUGGGAGAAAGGACCUACUACAUCGCAGCGGUGGAGGUGGAAUGGGAUUAUUCCCCAAGUAGGAAAUGGGAAAAGGAGCUGCAUCAUUUACAAGAACUAAAUCUUCCAAAUGCAUUUUUAGAUAAGGAAGAAUUUUACAUAGGCUCAAAGUACAAGAAAGUUGUGUAUCAGCGAUUCACUGACAGCACAUUCCAAGUUCCUGAGGAGAGAAAACCUGAAGAAGAACACCUGGGAAUUCUAGGUCCACAACUUCAUGCAGAUGUUGGAGACAAAGUUACUAUUAUCUUUAAAAACAUGGCCACAAGGUCCUACUCAAUACACGCCCAUGGGGUGAAAACGGAGAGUUCUACAGUGACUCCAACCGCACCAGGUGAAACUCGCACUUAUAUAUGGAAAAUCCCAGAAAGAUCUGGAGCUGGAAUAGAUGAUUCUCCUUGUAUUCCAUGGGCUUACUAUUCAACUGUGGAUCGGGUUAAGGAUCUCUAUAGUGGAUUAAUUGGCCCACUGAUUGUUUGUCAGAAACAUUACUUGCAAGUAUCCAAUCCCAUAAAGAAACUGGAAUUUUCCCUUCUGUUUCUUGUUUUUGAUGAGAAUGAAUCUUGGUACUUAGAUGACAACAUCAAAACAUACUCUGAUCACCCUGAGAAAGUAGACAAAGCCAAUGAUGAAUUCAUAGAAAGCAAUAAAAUGCAUGCUAUUAAUGGAAGAAUGUUUGGGAACUUACAAGGCCUCACAAUGCAUGUGGGAGAUGAAGUCAACUGGUAUCUGAUGGGAAUGGGCAAUGAAAUAGACUUGCACUCGGUACAUUUCCAUGGCCACAGCUUCCAAUACCAGCACAGGGGCAUUUAUAGUUCUGAUGUCUUUGACAUUUUCCCUGGGACAUACCAAACCUUAGAAAUGUCUCCAAAAACACCUGGAAUCUGGUUACUCCACUGCCAUGUGACUGACCACAUUCAUGCUGGAAUGGAAACUACUUACACUGUUCUACCAAAUGAAGCAUCUUCUCAGACUCACAGGAGGACACGGAACAUGAACUAUCCAUUUACAGUCAGCAUCGUGAUUUUAUUCCAAAUAUCUACCAAGGAAUGGCUAGGAAAAUAA
Messenger RNA from Mesoplodon densirostris (Blainville's beaked whale), 3276 nucleotides. RefSeq names its product ceruloplasmin. The record is from RefSeq and is a predicted model, not a curated record. Gene Ontology annotation, cellular component: plasma membrane. Gene Ontology annotation, biological process: iron ion transport. Gene Ontology annotation, molecular function: copper ion binding; oxidoreductase activity. The transcript is spliced from 19 exons. The coding region runs from base 4 to 3276 and encodes 1090 amino acids. NCBI's taxonomy places the organism in Eukaryota, Metazoa, Chordata, Mammalia, Artiodactyla, Ziphiidae.